Chenopodium quinoa (quinoa) is the source of this 1432-nucleotide messenger RNA. Its product is annotated as pyridoxal phosphate homeostasis protein-like. Gene Ontology annotation, cellular component: intracellular anatomical structure. The transcript is spliced from 7 exons. The record is from RefSeq and is a predicted model, not a curated record. NCBI's taxonomy places the organism in Eukaryota, Viridiplantae, Streptophyta, Magnoliopsida, Caryophyllales, Amaranthaceae. Gene Ontology annotation, molecular function: pyridoxal phosphate binding. The coding region runs from base 349 to 1089 and encodes 246 amino acids.
GUAUGGGUUUCAGAAUCCAUACCUUUCUAAUAUGAUAUUUCAUAUCAAUCCAUUCUAAUAUAAUGAACCAAACAUUCCCUUAAGUUAUUAAGAGAGUAACGAAUUAAUCCCAUAAAAGCGUAAAACCCAUGACAUUUAAAGCACUUUAGUUAAAAAAAAAAAAAAAAAAGUACAAAAAUCUAGACCAAUCCAUUCCAAUAUUACAAACCAAACACCCCGAAGGGAGUACUCCAUAAGUCCGUAGCCAAUGCCACUACACCAUCAAAGCUGAUCACAGUGAUACCUCUCCAUUUGUGUACCCAAACCAAGCCCAUAACCAUCUAGAACAAGAACAAUCCAGCUAAAAUAAUGGCCGCAACCUCAGCCAUGGAGGGCGUUCCAGCGGCGGCGCUCCGGUCAGUUCUCCACCGUGUCGGCCAAGCCGCCGAGCGUUCUGGCCGCAGUUCCGACCAGGUUAAAGUCGUCGCCGUCAGUAAAACUAAGCCUGUGUCUGUUCUACGAGAGGUCUACGACGCUGGCCACCGUUGCUUCGGCGAGAAUUACGUUCAGGAAAUCAUUGAUAAAGCUCCUCAGCUUCCUGAAGACAUUGAAUGGCAUUUCAUUGGGAACUUGCAGAGCAACAAAGUUAAAGUUCUUCUAAAUGGUGUCCCAAAUCUUUACAUGGUGGAAAGUGUGGAUGAUCAGAAGAUAGCCAAUCAUCUUGAUCGUGCUGUGGGUAAUCUUGGAAGAAAACCAUUGAAAGUUUUGGUCCAGGUGAAUACCAGUGGAGAAACAUCAAAGUUUGGUGUUGAACCCUCAGAAUGUGUAGAUCUUGCAAAACACGUUUGCCAAAACUGUCCCAACCUUGAGUUCUGUGGCUUAAUGACAAUUGGGAUGUUAGAUUACACAUCAACUCCUGAGAACUUCAAGACAUUAGCGAACUGUAGAAGUGAGGCUUGCAGGACUCUUGGGUUAAAAGAAGAGCAAUGCGAGUUGUCUAUGGGCAUGUCUUCAGACUUUGAGCUAGCAAUUGAGAUGGGCAGCUCAAUUGUGAGGAUAGGAUCCACCAUAUUUGGGGCAAGAGAAUACCCAAAGAAACAAUCAAACUAACAUCUUCUCCUCAAGUGAACAGUGAAAUUUUUCAGUGCCAAGAAUUUUGUGGGAUAAAAUGCUCCCAAACAGCCAUGCUGCUAUGUUCAAGGUUCACUAAAUUUUAUGUUGUAUACGGAUUUGAAUGAUUUGAAUUUUGAAAUCAUAGCCAAUGCACAUGUGUAUUAUACUUGCACCUAUGAUUGAACCUAGGCAUUGGAUUGUUGUUAGAUAACAAUGAAUCAACGAAUUGUGUUUUGUACUUCGAGUGUCUGCUGACUUUGUUCAUUCAGUUGGCAGUAUCAAAUCAAUAAGCUAUAAACUAUCUCCAUUUACAUUAUGACUACAAUACUUUUUCCUGCUA